Lotus japonicus is the source of this 759-nucleotide messenger RNA. RefSeq names its product peptidyl-prolyl cis-trans isomerase Pin1. Gene Ontology annotation, molecular function: peptidyl-prolyl cis-trans isomerase activity. Gene Ontology annotation, cellular component: nucleus; cytosol. NCBI's taxonomy places the organism in Eukaryota, Viridiplantae, Streptophyta, Magnoliopsida, Fabales, Fabaceae. The transcript is spliced from 2 exons. Bases 133 to 501 code for a protein of 122 amino acids. The record is from RefSeq and is a predicted model, not a curated record.
AACAGAGCCUUUUCUCUCCCACAGGUGACCGCGACGGCGAAGAUAGAUUCCGAUCAGAAGAGGAAGAAAGCGUCGAUCUCGGCGGCGGAUCGAGCGGAGAAAGAUAACAACCGUAAGAAGAAGAAAUCGAAGAUGUCGUCGUCGUCUUCCAGCGGUGAGGUUAGGGCUUCACACAUACUGAUAAAGCACCAAGGUUCUAGAAGGAAAGCCUCAUGGAAGGAUCCAGAAGGCCGUGUCAUCAAGAACACCACCAGAGAAAGCGCCGUCGCUCAGCUCAGUACCCUCCGUGAGGACAUCCUUUCCGGCAAGGCUAACUUCGAAGAUGUCGCCUCUCGCAUCUCCGAUUGCAGCUCUGCCAAGCGCGGCGGCGAUCUUGGUCCUUUUGGUCGUGGCCAGAUGCAGAAGCCUUUUGAAGAAGCAACUUUUGCUCUUAAAGUUGGAGAUAUUAGUGAAAUUGUGGAUACUGACAGUGGCGUCCACAUUAUUAAGAGAACCAAAUAAUCAUUUUAAGAAGCAAAUCUCCUUUUGGGGAGAUUAGUAACAUUUGUAGAAGAUUCCCUCGUCUCUUAUUCAGCUCAGAAUUUGUUGAUAAAAUGAUGAUUUAGACAUGGCAGAGCCAUGUUUUUGGAUGAUAUAUUGUUUUUGCCACAAUUAUAAACUUAGUUGUAUGCUUGUAAUUCUGGAAGACAUUCCUUGGGAUUGUACUCUAUUUGUCUUUGGCAUGAGCCUAUCGCUAAUUUCAUUGUUAGGCAGUUUAAA